Messenger RNA from Cicer arietinum (chickpea), 1957 nucleotides. RefSeq names its product argininosuccinate lyase, chloroplastic. Gene Ontology annotation, molecular function: argininosuccinate lyase activity. The record is from RefSeq and is a predicted model, not a curated record. NCBI's taxonomy places the organism in Eukaryota, Viridiplantae, Streptophyta, Magnoliopsida, Fabales, Fabaceae. Gene Ontology annotation, cellular component: cytosol.
UUUUAAGUACGUUUAAGUUAUUUGCAAGAGAACGUGGCACACUCCGAAAAGCACUUAAUUUCGCGACAAAACCCUGAAUUUGGUGAUGGAGCUGUUCUCCUCUCUUGCGCAGUCUUCAACCUUCUUCACUCCAUUUCGCGUCCACUCUUCCAACCCUUUUUUCACCAUAACACCAUCUCGAUCCUCCUCAUUCAUCCCUCUUCGUAAAUUCAUCACAACCCGAAUGGAGGCCCUAGCUAACACCGACAAUGCAAAGCCCAAAGAAGCUAAACUCUGGGGUGGAAGGUUUGAAGAAGGCGUUACUGACGUCGUUGAACGAUUCACGGAAUCCGUUUCUUUUGAUAAACAGUUAUACAAACAUGACAUUAUGGGUAGCAUAGCUCAUGCAUCCAUGCUCGCUCAUCAGGGUUUGAUCACAACAAGUGAUAGGGACUCAAUUAUUGAAGGUUUGAGAGAGAUUGAGAAGCGAAUUGAGAAUGGGGAGUUUAAUUGGAGAGCUGAUAGAGAGGAUGUGCAUAUGAACAUUGAAGCUGCACUUACUGAUAUGAUUGGUGAACCUGCUAAGAAGCUACACACAUCUCGUAGUAGAAAUGAUCAAGUUGUUACUGAUUUACGCCUCUGGUGUCGUGAUGCCAUUGAUAGGAUUGUGGCUAGUAUGAAACAGCUUCAGGUUUCGCUUCUUAAGCUGGCUUUAAAUAAUCAGGGUCUCAUUGUUCCUGGUUAUACUCAUUUGCAGCGUGCACAACCUGUUUUACUACAACACCUUUUGCUUGCUUAUGUCGAGGAGAUUGAGCGUGAUGCUGGUCGUUUGAUUGAUUGUAGAACUAGGAUGAAUUUUUGUCCUUUAGGGGCUUGUGCAUUGGCGGGUACAGGGCUCCCCAUUGAUCGAUUCAUGACAUCAGAUGCAUUGGGAUUUACAGCUCCCUUGAGGAAUAGUAUCGAUGCAGUUUCUGAUCGAGAUUUUCUACUGGAGUUUCUCUCUGCUAAUGCCAUCACAGCAGUGCACCUUUCUCGACUUGGUGAAGAAUGGGUAUUGUGGGCUUCAGAGGAAUUUGGAUUUAUCACCCCAAGCGAUUCUGUUUCAACAGGAAGCAGUAUAAUGCCUCAGAAAAAGAAUCCAGAUCCAAUGGAACUUGUUCGUGGUAAGUCUGCCAGAGUCAUAGGUGGUUUGAUGACUCUUCUCACAUUGUGCAAAGGACUUCCCCAAGCUUACAAUCGCGAUUUGCAGGAGGACAAAGAACCAGUGUUCGACAGUGUUAAAACUAUUCUGGGGAUGCUUGAGGUCUCAACAGAGUUUGCAAUGAACAUUACUUUCAAUCGGGAGAGAAUACAGAAGGCUUUACCCGCUGGUUAUCUCGAUGCAACAACACUUGCUGACUAUCUUGUUAAGAAGGGAGUGCCGUUUAGAACAUCUCAUGAUAUAGCUGGAAAAUCCGUUGCCUUGUGCACAUCGAAGAAAUGCCAACUGCCGGACUUGAGUCUCGAUGAGCUGAGAAGUAUAAAUCCAGUAUUUGACAAGGAUGUGUAUGAAUUUCUUGGGGUAGAAAAUGCAAUCCAGAAAUUUAUUUCUUAUGGUUCAACCGGGUCUGCUUGUGUUGCCGAACAACUCGAUUAUUGGAUAAAAAAGCUUGAAAUUAAGUGAAAGAUUAUCCUUGAUGCCAUGAAAUUCUCAUCAUGUGAGUGAAGCUGUUUCUUAGGACUUAGAAUAAUACACCUUUGCCUACCAAAUAUCCUGCUGCAUAUUUAUUUGAAUAGGUUAAGUUUACUGAAUAUUUGUCAUUGUAUGAAAUUUAGUCAGGCUUAUCAACCGUAAAAACAAGUCAAGGUUACUGAAUGGGUAGUUUCAGAAUCUCAAGAAGCAUGCAUGCCUUGGAAUCCUGAGCUUCUUGCGUCAUACAUUACCCCUGUUGUUGGACAGUAAUUUCUUAAUGAAAUAAAGUAUGUUUUGGUUGCAAUG